Molecule: messenger RNA, 4581 nt
Organism: Monopterus albus (swamp eel)
Lineage: Eukaryota; Metazoa; Chordata; Actinopteri; Synbranchiformes; Synbranchidae
Gene: ptbp1a
Product: polypyrimidine tract binding protein 1a
Exons: 16
Coding region: 227-1933 (568 amino acids)
Biological process (GO): mRNA processing
Cellular component (GO): nucleus
Molecular function (GO): RNA binding
Source: RefSeq, a predicted model, not a curated record
ACAUGGUAUGAUGUACUGGAAAAUUGCCGCGGCCUUCUUCUACCACAAAAUGAUAGAGGUCUUAUCCAAUCGCGACGCCAAUAGAAACAUGUCCACGCCCGGUUUUGGCUCUUGGAAGUGCCUGGACUAAUCAGCGCUCGCCUCCGUGUGUUCAGCCAUUUUGUAAGAAAAUCAAGCAAGUCUGCCGCCCUACCUUCCCCUUAGACCUGCCGUUUUUUCUUGUGCAAUGGACGGCCGCCUAGACGCUGACUUGUACCCUCUGGGAUCCGGCUACGUCCCUGAAAUCGACAGUGUCCAUGACAUAUCAGUUGGCACAAAGAGGGGAUCCGACGAACUCUUUUCUUCCUGCAUAUCCAACGGGCCCUAUAUCAUGAACUCAGCCAAUGGCAACGACAGCAAAAAAUUCAAAGGUGACGUGCGCAGCCCUGGUGUUCCGUCACGUGUGGUCCAUGUACGCAAACUGCCCAGCGACAUAAAUGAGGCUGAGGUUAUUGGCCUGGGACUGCCUUUUGGGAAGGUCACCAAUCUGCUGAUGCUGAAAGGGAAAAACCAGGCGUUCUUGGAACUGAACAGUGAGGAGUGUGCACAGACAAUGGUGAGCUACUACUCCUCUGUCACACCUGUCAUCAGAAACCACCCCAUUUACAUGCAGUACUCAACCCAUAAGGAACUCAAGACGGAUAACUCCCCCAACCAAGUGCGUGCCCAGGCAGCUCUGCAAGCAGUCAAUGCACUGCAUGGAGGUGGGAUGGGAAGCAUGGCCAUUUCUGCUGAUGCAGGUAGCAUUGGAGGAGCAACAACCCAAAGCCCUGUACUCAGAGUCAUAGUGGAAAACCUCUUCUACCCUGUCACCCUGGAUGUCCUUCACCAGAUCUUCUCCAAGUUCGGAACUGUGCUAAAGAUUAUCACUUUCACUAAGAACAACCAGUUCCAGGCUCUGAUCCAGUACGCAGAUGGCUUAACAGCUCAGCAUGCUAAACUGUCUCUGGAUGGACAGAACAUCUACAAUGCCUGCUGUACCCUGAGAAUCAGCUUCUCCAAGCUCACCAGCCUCAAUGUCAAGUACAACAACGACAAGAGCAGGGACUACACCCGACCAGACCUCCCCACUGCUGACUCACAGUCCUCCAUUGACCACCAGACAAUGGCGGCAGCAUUUGCUGCACCAGGUAUAAUCUCGGCCUCUCCUUAUGGUGGAGCUCAUGCCUUCCCCCCAACCUUUGCCUUCCAGCAGGCAGGACUGUCGAUGCCUGGUAUUCCCAGUUCCCUGGCGUCGCUGGGUUUGACCCGAUUAGGCCUGUCUGGCCUUGGUGCUACUGGAGGGCACAAUGUCUUGUUGGUCAGCAACCUGAAUCCUGAGAGCGUUACGCCACACUGCCUCUUUAUUCUUUUCGACUGUGUUGGCCUUGUCUUGUAUUGUGACACGUGCCUCUUUCCGAAGAUCCUGUUCAAUAAGAAGGAGAAUGCUCUGGUCCAGAUGUCCGAUGGCACACAGGCUCAGCUAGCCAUGAGCCACCUGAAUGGCCAGCGGCUUCAUGGGAGGGCCAUGCGUGUGACAUUGUCGAAACACACCAUGGUGCAGCUGCCCAGAGAAGGCCAUGAGGACCAGGGCCUCACAAAAGACUACAGCAACUCACCACUGCACCGUUUCAAGAAGCCUGGAUCCAAAAAUUACUCCAACAUCUUCCCACCCUCUGCAACACUCCACCUGUCCAAUAUACCGCCUUCUGUGGUGGAAGAUGACCUCAGGAGGCUGUUUGCCAGCUCAGGAGCCACAGUCAAAGCCUUCAAGUUUUUUCAAAAAGACCGCAAGAUGGCCCUGAUCCAGAUGGGCUCAGUCGAGGAAGCGAUUGAGUCCCUCAUCGAGUUCCACAACCACGAUCUGGGAGAGAACCACCACCUUCGAGUGUCCUUCUCAAAGUCCACCAUUUGAGUGCCUUUGCUUCCUCCCUCCACGUCUGUUGCCAUCUGAAUGCCACUUUUUUCAAAGUUGCCUUCAGUGGAAAUAGCCACCACUGUAGAAUGUUGCUCCUUUUAACCCAUCUUCCUAGUUAUUCCCCAUCAUAGUUUUGGAUUUAAUCAACUCUGCUUAUUGAUCCCUGUGACCAGUUCUUUGUCACCAAAAUAUGAAAAACACUUGUUUUGAUUUAGUGUCACAAACUGCCAUUUGGCAUAAAAUACAAGGUAUUUUAAAUUAAAACGUAGACUGAUAAUAUUUCCUUUUGCCUGCAAAACCAUAUUGUCUGCGACUUUACACUUGUUGGCAUGAAGCCAGAUCCGCAAAGAUUAAUAGAAACUGGGGCUUUAUGUUACGGGUGCAAACCCCAGCAUUUGUUUGCCAUGCUCCACCAAGUUAAAGACUUGCACCUAGCAGGUGCUUGUGUUGUUCAAUUAAUUCCAUUCCCUCCAUCACUACAGUCUUUUGUGAAACUUGGCUACAUUAAGCUGUAGCUCAUCGUAAACCAAUAGGUCCACACUUAGCCCAAGGCUCAGUGAGUGGGAUCAAAGUGCGGUUCUGGUUAAAUCCCCCGUUUGUAAUUUAUAAAAUUGGAAGUGGUUCCAGUUCAGGAGUGCGCAGUAACUAAAUCCAAUAAUUUGUUCCAUUGUUAAUUUUUAAGUGGUGUCUGGUGAAAGAUGCAACAUUCUGCAUUGAAGCAUUAUAUUGGAGGUGAAGUAGGAGCAGCUGAUGAACAGACACUUUAGACCAAAUUUAAAAAAAAAAAAAUCUCCACCACAGAUGUAUGCUUAUGUGGAUGAAUCCCAUCCACACCAGACACACUUUGGCAUUCCUUUCACUAUGAUAGUCAUAUCUCUGUGUGUGUGUGCCUUUUUGAAAAGCCACUUUGAACCUUUUUGGCCAGUUGGAAACUGUUUGAGACAUUUUGGUUUUCACAGACCACCAGACAACUUAUUUCUCAUUUAAGUUUUAUCGCCUUGUGAGUGUCCACCUGUUUGCUUCAGGGUAAUAAUCCAUGCCACUAUCUGAGGUUCUUCAAUAAGGCCCCCCUUCCCCCCCCUUUCUCUACAGAUUUGUGCCUUACUGGACCCCUGCCCAAUUGCCUUCAGAAUUGCUGUGGCUUCAUUUGGAAAAGCCUUUUUUCAUACCUUUUGGUAUGUACCAGCAUUGACCGUGGGGGGAAGGUGGCUCAUUCAAUAUUGUUUUUGUCUUAUCUAAAAAUUUGUAUGCAUAUAGCCCCAUUAUAUAUAUAUGUAGAAACUACGAAUGUAAGUCAGUUAGAUGCCUAAUAUCCUUGCUAGGUAAUGUAGCUCUAUUAGGUGUAUUGUGGUUAGGGGAAGAACUGUAUUCAGCCUUUGUCUUAUAGUCCCCAUUCACCUCCAUUUAGUCUUGGCUCCAUAAGGACAGUGGUGUUUGGGGUGUAAUUUAACCAUGUUCUGUUAAUCUAUAUUUUGCCUAUAUAUUCAUUUAUCUUUCCUUUUUAAUGUUAGCAUUUACAUGUGUAUUACUUCUUAGCUUUACCUAUAGUAGAGGCUGGGUUUGAUCAUUAUCACAGUGCCUUUACUCCUUGAGUUAGUAAUCUGAGGCUGAAACACUUCUGGCUUGAUCAGCUGACUGUGUUUACCACUCAUUCAGGUGUUUUAUCUUACCUGUCUGCAAUGAUGCCAUCCCAUUAUAUUCAGGUUGUUCUACCUGGGAGAGGGCAUGUUGGAGGCAUUUGUCACUUGAUAGUAGCACCAGUCUUUGGCUGUGUCUGAAAACCCAGCGUAUCAUUUUUCUUAAAUACAGGAUGAGAUGAUUACAGGGUGGGGUGCCCCUCACCUGUUCCCCGUCUGUGUCCACUGCAGUCACAGUCGGGUUCUUUAGUGCACUUUUCCUUAAGCUGGCAACGUCCACGUUGGCACCAUCACACUGAAGUCUUAAAUGUUGUCACAUUCCUGUGUGCCUCAAGCACCAUUUUCCACAGCCUCAACCACUGUAGUCUUGGACCAGAUACAGAUGCGUUCUGUUUCUAUUUUUGUAAAAGAUUAUUAUGCAUGGUUUAACGAAGCCUCAUGUAGCUGCAGACGGUUAUUGCAGUUAAGGACCAAAGUAUCUUCUACGCCUCUUGUUUUGUAGUGUUGUGAUUUCUUAGGAUUUUUUUUUCCCCCCCAUAUUUCCUGCUAUUCCACAGAAGCACAAGGCUUCAGUUUCCUUUUUUCUGUUCCUCAGAUUCCUUGGACAAAAGUCACAUGAAGUAGAAAUGUGUUGAGUAACAGUGUAUACUGUAUAUUGUACCCCUUUGGUUUGACUUUACAUAGAGCCUGCUUUGGUAGAGAUCACUUUAGAAUGGAUACUUAAUUGAUCCACAGUCUUAGCUGUGAUGUUGACAGUGUAGAUUAUAUACCUUUGAAUUUUUGUUUAAAAGCUUUUAAUUUACUCUCCUUUUUAUACGGGGGUGGGGUGGAGUUGUAUGAUGUGGGCUUGCUGGUUGUAUAUAUUCAUGUUUUUGUAUCACAGUCAUUUGGAUUAUAUCAAAACAUGUAUAUUUUGAUAAAACAGUACACACCUAUUGAGCUCACUGGAGCUGUGAAAACAAAAAAAAAAAAGUUGUAACACAAAGACAUUAAACCUAUCUCACCAGA